ACUCACAAGCAUAUAGUGAUUUCUUGAGAAAAAAAGAGAAGAAUGAAGAUUAUAUUUGUGCUUUAUUUCACGAUUCUUCUUCCUUUAGCUUUAGCACAACUAAAAGUAGGGUUUUACAAGACAAGUUGUCCUCGAGCUGAAUCCAUUGUUAAAGCCGCUGUUCAAAAACGUUUCAACACUGAUAAAUCCAUCACUGCCGCCUUGCUUCGCAUGCAUUUUCAUGAUUGUUUCGUUAGAGGAUGUGAUGCAUCGAUUCUGAUAGAUUCGACCAAUCAAAGCCGAUCAGAGAAAGAAUCCGGUCCCAACUUGACAGUACGCGGAUACGAGCUCAUCGAUGAAGCAAAGAAAGCCUUAGAAAAGGUUUGCCCAUCAAAAGUUUCAUGUGCUGACAUCAUAACCCUAGCCACCCGAGACUCCGUUGUUCUUGCCGGUGGACCGUCUUACGACGUUCCGACGGGAAGACGAGACGGUCGGGUCUCGAAUAUCAACGAAGUUAACUUACCGGGACCGUCGUUAUCGGUUUCACAAGCUUUCCAAUCUUUUAAGGAUAAAGGCCUGACAAUGGACGAUAUGGUUACACUUUUAGGUAGCCAUACAGUUGGUGUGGCACAUUGCUUUUUCUUCUCGGGUCGGCUUACGAAUUUCCAAGGGACAGGGAAACCCGACCCGAGUAUGGAUGCGGGUUUGGUGACUACGCUGAAAGGGAUUUGUGGUAAUGGAUCGAACCCUACGGCGUUUCUGGACCAGGGCACGUCUUUUAGUUUUGAUAAUGAGUUUUAUAGGCAGAUUCGGGGGAAGAAAGGGGUGAUGAAGAUAGAUCAAGAGUUGGCUGAUGAUAGAUUAUCGAGUGGAAUCGUAUCGAGAUUUGCUUCAAAUGCGAAUUUGUUUAGAACAAGGUUCGCUCAAGCUAUGGUGAAGAUGGGGAAUAUUCAAGUUCUUGUUGGAAAUGCUGGAGAAAUUAGGAAAAAUUGUAGAGUUAUUAACUAAAUGAGUUUCAUCUUCAAAUAAAUCGAAAUAUGUACUCAUCUUGAAGUAAAUGAAGGAGUUAAAAUUUCUUGAGUUGUCAGAA
Gossypium raimondii (Peruvian cotton) is the source of this 1069-nucleotide messenger RNA. Its product is annotated as peroxidase 57. The coding region runs from base 43 to 987 and encodes 314 amino acids. The record is from RefSeq and is a predicted model, not a curated record. Gene Ontology annotation, molecular function: heme binding; peroxidase activity. The transcript has 2 exons. Gene Ontology annotation, cellular component: plasmodesma; plant-type cell wall. Gene Ontology annotation, biological process: hydrogen peroxide catabolic process; response to oxidative stress. NCBI's taxonomy places the organism in Eukaryota, Viridiplantae, Streptophyta, Magnoliopsida, Malvales, Malvaceae.